This is a messenger RNA of Aegilops tauschii subsp. strangulata, 1194 nucleotides long. The record is from RefSeq and is a predicted model, not a curated record. Lineage: Eukaryota; Viridiplantae; Streptophyta; Magnoliopsida; Poales; Poaceae.
AUGUCCAUGGUAGUCGAAGAAAUUGGAUUGUUGUCGACUAAUGGAGUCGCGCCGAAAUUGUCCAUCUUGAAGUUGGAGGAGGACGAGGAGCAGGCCACCUCUUGUAAUACACGGCCAUGGCAUGAUCUGCCACUAAAAUUGCUACAACAGGUCGUCUCGAGACUUUCUUUGGUGGAUCGUAUCCGAUUCCCUGCAGUCUGCAAGUCGUGGAGCAUGGUGCCCAACCCAGUUGAGCAAGUCAAUGUGUGGCCUUGGCUCCUGCACUGCUCCGGCCGAGAUGGGGCAUGUACGUUAUUCGACCCUCUGCGCGGCCAGGAGUACAAAAUGACGGUUGGAACAUUCGACAUCAACCUAGACGAACAAGACGAGCAUAUUUUCCGAUUCUCCAAAAACGGUUGGGUGGCCAUGUCGACCAAUGCAGAUAUCGAUGACAUGUACAUCAUAAACCCCUUCAACGAGGACGUUGUGGAGAUACCCAUCCUCGAGAGGAAAUACUACUACAUGGGCCUGUCAUGGUCCUCGGCGGACCCGGCGUCACCGGAGUGCGUCUUCUUCGGCAUCUACGGAGGGGAGCCCUUCCCGGUGGCAUACAACAACCCCGUCUUCUUCCACGACAAGUUCUAUUGCCUCGGGAGAAAGGGCAACCUCGGCACGUUUGACCCGGCAAGCGACACAUGGAUGAUAUUGGAGAAGCCUAACCCGAUUCAUGUGGAGAUGGACCUCGAAGGCGACCACCAUGAGGAGAGAGAGUUUUGCUACCUGGUUGAGCUGGGAGAGGACCUCGUCUCCGUGUUCAUGCGUAACGCCGACGAGCCGCCACGGGUGUUCAAGCUCAACGAGGAGGAGAUGGCCUGGACAGAGGUACACGAGAUAGGCGGCGCGGCCUUGUUUCUUGAUUUCAGGGUGUCAUACGCCGUGGUGUCCCCGGAAGCUGGACAUGGCAAUAGGAUCUACUUCCCGAGCAAAUCCAUGCCGGAGCCGCUUCCACCCGCCGCCACCAAUGAUGAAAUCCUUUGCGACGCCAUCCGCCGCUCCCACACCUUUGCGGAGAUGGGUGCGGCGGCGCUCCGCAUCAGGCUCGAGGAGUCUGAGCGACUCGCAAUACAGAAGGCGUUCGCCGUGCAGAAAGCCACCCGGCUCGUAGGUGUUCGUCAUGUUGCAUACUUUUGUAUGGAUUUGGGGACAGACUUUUGA